AUGUCUGCAGACACUGAGCUCAGAUCCUGCCUGCUGCAAGCUGUGCAGACACUAACUAAAGGACUUAGCAGCAUGGUGCAAGACGGGCGCAAAGCAAUAGAAGCAUCUCCAAGUAUCAACGACUUUGUCAAGUCCCGUGGAUCAGAUGAUCCGCAUGGUUUGAUGUGUGUCUACCCGGUCAACCUCUAUGUGGCCUGUCUACGAACGGCUGGAGUCAAGAGCAGGAGAGAGUUGGAGUCAUUGUGGGCUGGCAUGUUCUCUGAUGUUGAAGUACAAGAAAAUGUGGAAGAGUUGUUAGCCGCCGAGGAAAAAUGGGUCGGUUUGAUCAGUGAGCUCGAUCAAGAAAUGACGUCAUACGAAGAAAAGACGGCUUUGGAUGUAAUUGAUGUCGGGGAGAAGUUUCCAAUGGAUAUAGCACUCGUUGAAACUAAGUCUGGUGACACUGUGUCUCUGAAGAGCUCCGUCGAAGCACAGCUGGGUGAUUUCAACAAAUUGGGCUGUCAAGUGGUGGUGGUUGCUAGUGGAAAUCGGGAAGGGGGGCUGAGAUGGUUUAAAGAGUACGAUUGCUCACUCCCACUUUUAUUGGAUCAAGACCUGCAGUUGUACAGACAUAUUGGACUCCAUCGACUGGUCAGCGUGGCCUGGGACCUCAAGGUAUUUAUUGGUUAUGCUGAGGCUGUGGUUGGUGGUAGGGUCGAUCGGUUUGCCUGGCCAGGAGAUGACGUCACUGUGAUUGGAGGGGACUUCAUUAGCGACUCAGAGGGAACUGCUGUCUACAUGUAUAGAAGCAAGGAACAGUACGAUCGUCCUGACGUUACCAAUCUAUUGGAGUGUUUGGAGCAAGUCAACAAAGCACACAAGCCCUAA
Molecule: messenger RNA, 867 nt
Organism: Halichondria panicea
Lineage: Eukaryota; Metazoa; Porifera; Demospongiae; Suberitida; Halichondriidae
Exons: 2
Coding region: 1-867 (288 amino acids)
Source: RefSeq, a predicted model, not a curated record